CCGCCCGCCCGCCCGCGCCGGGCCCGCCGCGCCUCUGCCCUCGCCCGCGGGGCGCCGCCGGUGAUAUGACCAGUUCCCGCCAUUACGCAGAACCAUGGCAGCCGCUUACCUUGACCCGAACUUGAACCACACGCCCAACUCCAGCACCAAGACCCACCUGAACGUGGGGGCCGAGCGCUCCCCGGGAGCCAUGGAGCGGGUGCUCAAGGUUUUCCACUACUUUGAGAGCAGCAGCGAGCCCACCACGUGGGCCAGCAUCAUCCGCCACGGAGACGCCACUGACGUCAGGGGCAUCAUUCAGAAGAUUGUGGAUAGUCACAAGGUGAAGCAUGUGGCCUGCUACGGAUUCCGCUUGCGCCACCUGCGCUCUGAGGAGACUCACUGGCUGCACCUGGACAUGGGUGUGGCCAGCGCACGGGAGAAGUACGAGCUGGCACAUCCGCCCGAAGAGUGGAGGUAUGAAUUGAGAAUUCGUUACUUGCCAAAAGGAUUCCUAAACCAGUUUACUGAAGACAAGCCGACUCUAAAUUUCUUCUAUCAGCAGGUAAAGAGCGAUUACAUGUCGGAGAUGGCUGACCAAGUGGACCAGGAAAUUGCUUUGAAAUUGGGUUGUCUCGAAAUACGGCGAUCAUACUGGGAGAUGCGAGGCAAUGCCCUGGAGAAGAAAUCGAACUACGAAGUGCUAGAGAAGGAUGUGGGUUUGAAGCGGUUUUUCCCUAAGAGUUUACUGGAUUCUGUCAAGGCCAAAACACUAAGAAAACUUAUCCAGCAAACGUUCCGACAGUUCGCUAACCUGAACCGGGAAGAAAGUAUCCUCAAGUUCUUUGAGAUUCUGUCUCCCGUAUACAGAUUUGACAAGGAGUACUUCAAGUGUGCGCUGGGGUCAAGCUGGAUUAUUUCGGUGGAACUGGCCAUUGGCCCUGAGGAAGGCAUCAGUUACCUCACAGACAAGGGCUGCAAUCCCACUCAUCUGGCUGACUUCCACCAAGUGCAGACCAUUCAGUACUCCAAUAGUGAGGACAAGGACCGGAAGGGGAUGCUGCAACUGAAGAUCGCGGGUGCCCCCGAGCCCUUGACUGUGACCGCGCCGUCCCUCACCAUCGCGGAGAACAUGGCCGACCUGAUCGACGGCUACUGCCGGCUGGUGAGCGGCACCGCACAGUCCUUCAUCAUCCGGCCGCAGAAAGAAGGUGAGCGGGCUUUGCCAUCGAUACCAAAGUUAGCCAAUAGCGAGAAACAGGGUGUGCGGACACACGCCGUCUCUGUGUCAGGAAUCAGUCACUGCCAGCACAGAGCUAAGAGGGCUAGGCGCUUCUUCCCCCUGGUCUUCUGCUCCCACGAGCCUCCUUCCGCCGAUGAAAUUAGUGGGGACGAGACGGACGAUUAUGCUGAGAUCAUAGAUGAAGAGGACACCUACACCAUGCCUUCAAAAAGCUAUGGAAUAGAUGAAGCCAGGGACUAUGAGAUUCAAAGAGACAGAAUAGAGCUUGGCCGGUGUAUUGGAGAAGGCCAGUUUGGAGAUGUCCACCAAGGCGUGUACAUGAGCCCAGAGAAUCCUGCCUUGGCGGUUGCCAUCAAAACAUGUAAAAACUGUACUUCAGACAGCGUCAGAGAGAAAUUCCUUCAGGAAGCCCUAACCAUGCGGCAGUUUGACCACCCGCACAUCGUGAAGCUGAUCGGCGUCAUCACCGAGAACCCUGUGUGGAUCAUCAUGGAGCUUUGCACACUCGGAGAGCUAAGGUCAUUCUUGCAAGUGAGGAAGUACAGCCUCGACCUGGCCUCUUUGAUCCUGUACGCGUACCAGCUGAGCACAGCACUGGCCUAUCUGGAGAGCAAGAGAUUCGUGCACAGGGACAUUGCUGCUCGGAAUGUUCUGGUGUCCUCCGGUGACUGUGUGAAAUUAGGGGACUUUGGGCUGUCCCGCUAUAUGGAAGACAGCACGUACUACAAAGCUUCCAAAGGGAAACUACCUAUCAAGUGGAUGGCACCUGAGUCCAUCAACUUCCGGCGUUUCACCUCGGCCAGCGAUGUGUGGAUGUUCGGUGUGUGUAUGUGGGAGAUACUCAUGCAUGGUGUGAAGCCUUUUCAAGGAGUGAAGAACAAUGAUGUGAUCGGGCGGAUUGAGAAUGGGGAAAGAUUGCCAAUGCCUCCAAAUUGUCCUCCUACCCUCUACAGCCUUAUGACGAAAUGCUGGGCCUAUGACCCCAGCAGGCGGCCCCGGUUCACUGAGCUCAAAGCUCAGCUCAGUGCCAUCCUGGAGGAGGAGAAGGUACAGCAAGAGGAACGGAUAAGGAUGGAGUCCAGGCGGCAGGUCAUGGUGUCCUGGGACUCCACUGGGCCUGACGAGGCACCACCCAAGCCCAGCAGACCCGGCUAUCCCAGCCCCCGAUCCAGCGAGGGCUUUUACCCCAGCCCACAGCACAUGGUACAAGCCAAUCAUUACCAGGUUUCAGCCUACCAAGGCCCCCAUGGGGUCACGGCCACGACUGGAAGCAUCUACCCUGGGCAGGCCUCGCUCCUGGACCACACAGACGCCUGGAACCACAGAUCUCAGGAGGUGUCCUUAUGGCGGCCCACUGCAGAGGACUCUGCCGCCCUGGACCUGCGUGGGAUUGGCCAGGUACUACCAGCACACCUCAUGGAGGAGCGACUGAUCCGGCAGCAGCAGGAGAUGGAGGAGGACCAGCGCUGGCUGGAGAAGGAGGAGCGCUGCCUGAAACCAGAUGUGAGGUUGUCGAAAGGCAGCAUGGACAGAGAGGAUUGUGGUCUGCAAGGCUCGACUGGAAACCAGCACAUCUACCAGCCUGUAGGGAAACCGGACCCUGCAGCUCCACCAAAGAAGCCACCGCGGCCUGGAGCCCCUGGUCACCUCGGCAGCCUUGCUAGCCUCAGCAGCCCUGGAGACAGCUACAACGAGGGCAUCAAGCUCCAGCCCCAGGAGAUCAGCCCCCCACCCACUGCCAACCUGGACCGGUCCAAUGACAAGGUAUACGAGAACGUGACAGGACUGGUGAAGGCUGUCAUCGAGAUGUCCAGCAAGAUCCAGCCCGCGUCCCCCGAGGAGUAUGUGCCCAUGGUGAAGGAAGUGGGCCUGGCCCUGAGGACACUGUUGGCGACUGUGGAUGAAACUAUCCCCGCACUGCCCGCCAGCACUCACCGAGAGAUCGAGAUGGCCCAGAAGCUGCUGAACUCGGACCUGGGCGAGCUCAUCAACAAGAUGAAGCUGGCCCAGCAGUACGUCAUGACCAGCCUCCAGCAGGAGUACAAGAAGCAGAUGCUCACGGCAGCCCAUGCCCUGGCUGUGGACGCCAAGAACUUGCUGGACGUCAUCGACCAAGCGAGACUGAAGAUGCUCGGGCAGCCCCGGCCACGCUGAGCCGCCCUCCGCCUGCGAGCUCCCACCUCGUCCCACCAGCACCAGCCGCCGCCACGGCAGCGGGUCGGCGUCUCCUCGCCCACCGCUUCGACCCUCUUGAUCGGGCCCUGGGGUCUUGGAGUCGAAGCUCAGAGUCAGCCGGAGACUGCGGGGAAGUGUCCGGAAUGCUUCGGCCCUCAGUGCCCUCAGGCCCACAGGAGCCUCUGGAAAUGCUCGCGCUGGGUGCCACCUUCCCGCACAGUGUGGUGCGCGCGGGGCCAGAGAUGAAAUGGAGGCUCCGGGACACGAGGGGCUCAGGGCUUUCCAGACCAUGGGGCACUGGGGGGAUCCCAGCCAUAAGAGGUCAGGCCCAUUUGGCUCCUGCAGGUCGGAACCCACCGCCACGCGGCCCCCACGGACUUGCUCUUUCAGAAUCCCCGGGAUCAUGUGCCAGAUUUUUGUAGCGCCGCCGUUCCCCUUGGAAGCAGACAUGCUUUGUACCAGAGCACCUCCACACUGCACUGAGAACUUCCGGAACCAUCCCUGUCUCCCUUUUUCUACAUAAUUUAUAAAGCAAGAUGAAAGCCAUGUUGACUCUCCCAGCGCUGGAGCGAGCACAGCCUCUUGGGGCGCAGGGAGUUGAGUUCCUUUUGAUGUCGGUUACUCUACCAUCAGCUCUGUUAAAUAAUCCUCAAGAAUCCGCCCUCCCUUUAGUUUGUUGGGGGAUAUAAAUUAUUCUCAGGAAGAAUCUAAUGAACUGUACAUUUACUUUGACCUAUUAAAGAGGUGUUACAAUAAAGUG
Messenger RNA from Suncus etruscus (white-toothed pygmy shrew), 4157 nucleotides. RefSeq names its product protein tyrosine kinase 2 (gene PTK2). Gene Ontology annotation, biological process: signal complex assembly; protein phosphorylation. Bases 95 to 3376 code for a protein of 1093 amino acids. Gene Ontology annotation, cellular component: focal adhesion; cytoskeleton. NCBI's taxonomy places the organism in Eukaryota, Metazoa, Chordata, Mammalia, Eulipotyphla, Soricidae. Gene Ontology annotation, molecular function: ATP binding; protein tyrosine kinase activity. The transcript is spliced from 34 exons. The record is from RefSeq and is a predicted model, not a curated record.